This is a messenger RNA of Thalassophryne amazonica, 977 nucleotides long. It is a transcript of the gene popdc3, whose product is annotated as popeye domain containing 3. Gene Ontology annotation, cellular component: sarcolemma. The record is from RefSeq and is a predicted model, not a curated record. The transcript is spliced from 3 exons. Lineage: Eukaryota; Metazoa; Chordata; Actinopteri; Batrachoidiformes; Batrachoididae. The coding region runs from base 55 to 939 and encodes 294 amino acids. Gene Ontology annotation, molecular function: cAMP binding.
ACAUUCUGAACACAGUGUGUGAUCACUUCAAGUUUGGGAUUUGUUUCCGUGGAAAUGGAGCCUCCAGACUUUGAAGCCAUGAACUUGACGACGGAGCCGUCAGUAGCUCACCCGUUGUGCGUGCAAUGGAUAGACGGCUCCCAGGGUUCCGUCUUCCACCUGGCCAACAUAUUGGUCUUUCUGGGUUUGAUGGGGGGCAGUGGAUUCUAUGGUCUGCUCUACCUUUUCUCCUGCCUGUCUCUGGGCUUCUUCUGCUCCUGUAUUUGGGCAUGGUCAGACUUGUGCACCCCGGACACUUUCCUGUGGAGUUUGGCGCUGUUUGUGGUCUGUUUAACACAGCUGCUGUUUGUCGCCUAUCAACUGAGGAGCGUCUCUUUUGAUGCAGACUUUGAAGAACUUUAUAACUGCAUGUUCAAAAAGCUUGGAGUGUCUCUGACCCACUUUGCACAGAUAGUGUCUUGCUGUGACAGAGAGAUCCACACCCUGGAGGAAAGCCAGUGCUUCGCAGUGGAGGGAAAAACAGGCAUCGAUAAGCUGUGUGUGCUUCUGUCUGGCAGAAUUCGUGUGACUGUUAAUGAAGAGUUUCUGCAUUACAUCUAUCCCCUUCAGUUUCUGGAUUCACCGGAAUGGGACUCUCUCCAACCAUCAGAGGAGGGUGUAUUCCAGGUGACUCUCCAUGCAGAAAACAGCUGCAGAUAUGUGGCGUGGAGAAGGAAGAAACUUUAUCUACUUUUUGCCAAGCACCGCUACAUAGCCAAGAUCUUUGCACUGGUUGUGCGCAAUGACAUUGCAGAGAAAGUGUACUCUCUCAAUGACAAGGUUUUGAACGGCUCCGGGCGCCGCUACGACCUCCGCUUACCAAGUUUCUGUCACAUGCCAGGAACAGAAUUAGAAACAGCAGAUGUCUUCCGUCAUGUGCCUGUAGUGUGUGAAACCUGAGGCCUCAGACUGUGACACUCACUGGGCCUCAUGUAUCA